AUAUGUAUAUUUGUCUUUUGAUUUAAAUAUAAAAUUGAGUGAUUUCUAGUAACACGAACAGACCUUACAUCUAUAUAUGGCGGCAGUUUGCUUUAACUCUUGUUAUAGGAACUGUAGAACCUGUGUUGUAUUUCUCUCCAUUUCUCUCAGGAAACGGGAACGUAUGUUGUCCUGUCGCACAUUAAUACGUACGUGUUUACACAUCGAGGAGGUGAGAUGGGACGAGCGUGAUACCGACCGCGCGAUUCGGACGACGAUCGAUGGCCAGCGAGUGACACUUCUCGUUUCCGAUGUCGAGCGCGUCUUGUCGAGUUGGAUGCGGUCGCGUGCACACUUCCACGUGCUUUGUGAUAACGAGGCGACUUGUAUGCGCUGACGCGUAGCCACACGCGUGGAGGAUCGUCGGGCAUAUGAUACUGUCUUGUUGACUCUCGAGGAAGCCGCUCUUCCUUUCGCUCUCUUCGUCGAAUCGUCGGUGAGUGACACGCUGGAAUAACCUCCAAAGCACGUGACACGCGUGCCAUCGAGGGGAAAUAUUAGAGAGGGAAAGGUAUUAUUGUGACUUUUAUGGGGAUUGUAUUGUGACUGCUUGUAUUAGCACCGUUAUUAGGUGAAUUCUAUUGAUUAAUUAGAUUUAAUUGUAAUAUUAUUGUCUAUAAUAAUAAUGCUUGCUCGUCGAGCACGUAUUAAAGCUUUGGCUGCUGUGCCAGUUCGGAAGAAGGCUUCACAAGAUUCAAUAGAUUCUAACAAUGUGGCUGAUAAGGAACAGAAAAAAGAAAAUGAAUCUAAUAUUAAUGAGACAGAACAGAAAGAAGUUAUUAAGGAUGUUGCAAAAAUAGAAGAUAUUAGGACUAAAGUGUCUGAACGAAAAGAAGAAUCUAGCAAUAGUAUAUCAGAGGAAAAUGUAGUUAAAACUGAAGCAUCUGAACAAAAAGAAGAUAUAUCCAGCAUUAAUAUAUUAAAACCAGAAAAACAGGAAAGUAUAUCUAGCAGUAGUGUAUCAAAUCGAGAAGCUGUCAAAGAUGUUGCAAAGAUUCAAAACAAAACAACUAAUGAGGAACGAAACACAGUUAGUUUGGAAGAAUCAGUUACAAAUGAAAAAUCAGAUUCCCAGGAAUUAAGUUCUCCACUAAAAGCAAAUUCUCAAGGGUUAUGCACUCAAGUGAAGCCAAAUUCUCAAGAAUUUCUGUGUACUGGAAUUAUGUCUGACAAAAUUAGUAGUCAGUUGGUUCAGAAAACUAUUCCACCACUAGAUUCCACCACUACAGCAAUAGAUAUAGCCUCUCCUACAAAGCUAAUACAGAGUCGAUCAUGUUUUAUGAGACCUAUACCACGGUUGGACAGCAGUGGUAGAAUAAGAAAGAACAGUAUACAGGGUAGUGGAGCGAGCGCGAGUGAAUCUGAGGACGAACAUAGUAAGAGAGUGGCAUCCGUUGUGCCAAGUCGUGUACGAAACGACUCCGUUUGUUCUGUACAAAGCAACAAGGAGAGUACCAUCAAUGAUAAUCAAAACAAUAUUCCGAAAAGUAAAACGACGCAGAAAAAACGUAUGCUGAUUUCGGAAUCAGCGAGGAAGCUGGCCGAAGCUAGAAGAGAGUUUUUGCUAAAGCACGAAAAUAGAACGCCUGAUAGAAGUCAGUUGAAAAUGUAUGAUUUGAUAUACUACAACCCCGUGACAAAUCCUAUGAAAAAGUUGUCAGUUGAACGAAAAGUUCAAUCAAUUACUACACCACAACCAGUGGAAGUACCAGAAGAAGAAAACGAGGACGAUCCAUCGGUAAUCGCCACACCACAAGUAAAAGUGGGUCCUGACGGUCAGUUGAUAGUAGACGAACAAAGUCUUGUAGUAGAACAAACAGAUGUGAAAGGAAGUGAUGAAAUGAGCGAAGCUAUUAUCGAAGACGAUUCCCAUAGUGGUGGUUUUUAUAAGAGACAUAAAAGGAGCAAGGAUUGGCCAAAAUGGGAAACAUUCAAAUUUUACAGAGUUUUAAAUGUAGUAGGCACAGAUUUUCUAUUGAUGAAGACACUGUUCCCAAAUAGGAGUAGACAGGAAAUUAAACAAAAAUAUAAGAAAGAGGAAAGAAUUAAUCGACAUUUGGUUGAAAAAGCUCUGAAAUAUCACCAAGAGUUUAAUACUGAUAUGCUAGAAGAACAAUUAGCAAUACUACAAAAAUUAGAAAAUAUUCCAGACAAUGAGAAAUCUAAAAAAGCACCAGAGAAAAAUAAAAAUAAUCAAUCCUUGACCAGAAUUGAACGAAAACGUAAGCGUCGAUUAGUAGCGGACAGUAUCGGGGAGUGUGAAGCAUUAUCCACACACAAUCAAACUGAACAACAAGAAACUGAAGAUACUGCAGUAUCGACAACAAACGAGGAAAUCAAUAUAGAAAUGAAUGGCAAUACAAAUGACUUUCAACAACAAACAAGAGGGAAGAAGAGUAAAGCGCGGAGAUCAAAAAAGCGUGUGGAAGAUAAACCACAAGAAAUUGUAUUUGACGAUCAUAGCUCUUGUACAGAUGCUGAUUCGGAUAGCUCCGAAGAGGUUUAUCAACUUAGACCGACUAGAUCUGGCAGACUGCCGAAGAAGAUAAGGAAGUUACAAGCGCCCGACCCUAGUACAAUUAACAGUAAUGAUAAGAAUGAAUCGGUAGAUGACGAGACUGCAAUACCAUCACACGAACCUGUGGAAGUUACAGAGUAUGUAAAUACACCAAAUACUACAAAUAGUGGAAACACGGAAACAUCUUCCGACAACAUCAUAUCGAUGAUACCGAAUAUUAAUCAAAUGGAGCCGGGAGCCUUGGUCAUCAUCUCGAAGGAAUCCGCAGAGAAUCCUGGAAAUACUAUUUUACAAGUUUAUAUGGUUGCCUCAAAUAUGAACUCUAGCACAAUGGUUACACCUUUACCCGUAGUUAGUGCAGCGUCUGAGAAUCAGUCGUCGGAACCUUUAACCACUAAAUCGGAAAAUGGCGAAUCAAUUAACAUUGUGGAUGACACUGAAAAAUGAUUUUUUGCAGUGCAUUUUGUUAUAAUUUUUAUAUGAAACUGAACUAUAUUCUUGAUUAGGAUAUUAAAUUUGUAAAUUUAUGUAAAUGUGUGUAUGUAUAAACUUUCAUUUUUUUACGUAUAUAUACAUUUUUUAAAAGGAAAGAUUUUUUAAUACUAAUUGCGAAAUUAUCAUGUAAGAUAUUUUGUCUGUAAAUAGAUUUGUUUUUUUAGUGAAAUGGAUUGUGCUAAUGUGAUAAGAAUUAACCAAUAUAUAUACGUAUGUACGUAUAUAUGUGCAAAAUGAAAAUUGUGUAAUUUUUAAAUUUUUUUAACUGAAUGCAAUUAAUACUAUCUAUAAGUCGAAUUUCGUACGUGUAAUCAUUUUUAUUAUACUGUCUAAUGAUUAGUAUACGAAAAAUUAUCUAAUUUUCUGCAUAUAAACUUUUAUUAACUAA
This is a messenger RNA of Monomorium pharaonis (pharaoh ant), 3440 nucleotides long. It is a transcript of the gene Bdp1, whose product is annotated as transcription factor TFIIIB component B'' homolog. The transcript is spliced from 6 exons. Bases 665 to 3004 code for a protein of 779 amino acids. Gene Ontology annotation, molecular function: TFIIIC-class transcription factor complex binding. NCBI's taxonomy places the organism in Eukaryota, Metazoa, Arthropoda, Insecta, Hymenoptera, Formicidae. Gene Ontology annotation, biological process: RNA polymerase III preinitiation complex assembly. The record is from RefSeq and is a predicted model, not a curated record. Gene Ontology annotation, cellular component: transcription factor TFIIIB complex.